AGUUUAUAAAUGCAUUUUAUGUAUAGUAUGAAGUACCAGAUAUAUAGCACUUUAGUAGUAACUCGCCAUUAUUCGUAUUUACAUGUACUGCGAUGGUGGACUUUACAGUAAGGAAGGAUGCAAAUUAAUGUACAUAUUUUAUGUAAGGAGUGUUAUGACUUUGGGAAGAUAUUGUUUUUUGUCAAUAGUUGACUAUACGUCUUUAUUAUCUAAAAAGUGGUGGAUUCGGAAUCUUGGAAUAAGAUCAUAUUUAUCUCAACGUAGUUUCAUGUCUCUAACUAUACAGCGAUUAAACAGGAUAAACCAAAGAUCACUGACAGUUUCAUUAUUUGCAAAUAUGGCAUCAACCAAUAAUUCAGGAAAUAUGCCGAUACAAAAAAAGAAUCGUUUGAGUUUAGAAAAGUCACCAUAUUUACUACAGCAUGCUACUAAUCCAGUUGAUUGGUACCCAUGGUGUGACGAAGCAUUGGAAAAAGCAAGUAAAGAGAACAAGUGUAUCUUUUUAUCUGUUGGCUAUUCUACGUGUCACUGGUGUCAUGUUAUGGAAAAAGAAUCUUUUACAAAUAAAGAAAUUGCUGAAAUAAUGAAUAAGAAUUUCAUUAAUAUAAAAGUAGACAAGGAAGAGAGACCAGAUAUCGAUAGGAUAUACAUGACUUUUAUACAAGCAACAAGUGGUCAUGGUGGAUGGCCAAUGAGUGUCUUUCUUACCACUGAUUUAAAACCUAUAGUUGGAGGGACUUAUUUUCCUCCAGAAGAUACAUUUAGACAAACAGGAUUUAAGACAAUUUUACUCAGUGUUGCCCAAAAGUGGAAUCAAUCCAGAAGUAAACUUACAGAGAUUGGAUCUACCAAUCUUGAAACUUUACACAGUAUUUCUAAAAUUCCAGAUUCACUUAAGGUACAUGAUAUACCUUCAUUGGAAUGUAGUAAAAUUUGUAUUCAGCAACUUGUAAAUGAAUUUGAACCGAAAUUUGGUGGGUUUGGCUCUACGUAUAACAUGCAAUCACCAAAAUUUCCACAGCCAGUAAAUUUUAACUUUUUAUUUCAUAUGUAUGCACGUCAACCCAAUGUGGAGUCUGUACGACCUUGCUUGUAUAUGUCUGUUUACACUUUAAAAAGAAUGUCUUUUGGUGGCAUUCACGAUCAUGUAGGUCAGGGUUUUUCUAGAUAUGCUACAGACGGUGAGUGGCACGUUCCACACUUUGAAAAAAUGUUGUACGAUCAGGGUCAGUUAAUGAAAUCAUAUGCAGAUGCAUAUCUUGUAACUAAAGAUAAUUAUUUUGCCGAAAUUGUUGAUGAUAUCGCUACAUAUGUAAUAAGAGAUCUUCGUCACAAGGAAGGUGGGUUUUAUAGCGCUGAAGAUGCAGAUUCUUAUCCUAUGCACGAUACACAUGCGAAAAAGGAAGGUGCUUUUUAUGUGUGGUCUGCCAUGGAAAUUAAAUCACUUCUAAAUAAAGAAGUUUCUGAUGAAAAUCAUGUUAAACUUUCGGAUAUUUUUUGUCGCCAUUUCAAUGUAAAUGAAUCAGGAAAUGUAAAAUCGCAUCAAGAUCCACAUGGAGAGAUGGGACAAAAAAAUGUAUUAAUAGCAUACAAUGAAAUUGAAGAAACUGCUAGAUAUUUCAAUCUUCCAAUUGAAGAAACUAAAAUGUAUUUGAAAGAAGCAUGUUCCAUGUUAUACAAAGUUAGAUCUGCAAGGCCGCGGCCUCACUUAGACGACAAGAUCAUUACAUCAUGGAAUGGUCUUAUGAUAAGUGGUUUAGCUUUUGGGGGAGCGGCAGUAAAUAAUAAACAAUACAUUGAGCACGCGGCAGAUGCCGCAAAAUUUAUUAAAGAAUAUCUUUUCGAUGAAACCAAGAAUAUAUUACUUCAUAGUUGUUACCGUGACGAAAAAGGCACGAUUACACAAAUGAGUACACCCAUACCUGGAUUUUUAGACGAUUAUGCGUUUGUUAUAAAAGGGUUGUUGGAUUUAUACGAAUCUGAUUUAAACGAGGAGUGGCUGGAAUUUGCCGAGAAAUUGCAACAUCUUCAAGAUCAGUAUUUUUGGGAUGAAACAAAUGGAGGAUAUUUCUUAACAACAUCGAGCGAUCCAAGUAUAAUUCUCAGGCUUAAAGAAGUUUAUGACGGAGCGGAACCAUCCGGUAACUCGAUUGCCGCUGAAAAUUUGCUGAGGUUGGCAGAUUACUUAGGUUGUGACGAAUUCAAGGAUAAAGCUGCUCGUCUGUUCGGAGCAUUCAGAUAUUUGCUGAUGCAGAGACCUGUUGCGGUUCCACAACUAACAUCAGCACUCGUACGCUACCACGAUGAUGCAGCGCAAAUUUAUGUGGUUGGAAAACGAGGUGCCAAGGAUACCGAUGAGCUACUUCGCGUUAUAUAUAAACGUUUGAUACCCAACAGGAUUCUUCUCUUAAUUGAUCCCGAUGAAACGAACAGCGUGUUAUUGCGUAAAAACCAACAUCUCAGAAAUAUGAAAUCUCUGAAUAAUCGAACAACUGUAUAUGUAUGUAAACAUCGCACGUGUUCGUUGCCUGUUACGAGUCCCGAACAAUUAGCAACAUUGUUAGAUGAACAGAAAUAAGAUCCUUACUAAUUAGUAACUAAGUUUACUAAAAAAGCCGAUACUGUAUCGUUUUUGAUGGUGAGAGUAGAGAAAUAGCAAAAUAA
This is a messenger RNA of Bombus impatiens (common eastern bumble bee), 2664 nucleotides long. Its product is annotated as spermatogenesis-associated protein 20. Lineage: Eukaryota; Metazoa; Arthropoda; Insecta; Hymenoptera; Apidae. The transcript is spliced from 13 exons. The coding region runs from base 83 to 2578 and encodes 831 amino acids. Gene Ontology annotation, biological process: carbohydrate metabolic process. The record is from RefSeq and is a predicted model, not a curated record.